UCCUAUCAACUCAGUAUUUUCUGACGUGUUCCUCCUCCAAGUAGGCGUGAUUAACCUAGCAAGUUCUACCUUUACUACGAUGGCGAUGCCCAUGUUGGUGAAUGUUUAUUCAGUUUAUCUAUAGUUGUUGCAUGAUGAUGUAGAACCAUUCUACCUUUUAAGUGGGCAUGUGGAGGCGAUACAGCUUAAAGUAAUUUGACGGUGUUGUCAGUGCAACCAUUUCCAAACUCGACGUGUGCUCUUAUCCAGUAAUUUUAUGGCUUUGGUUUUAAGCACUUCAGGAGAAAGCACUGGUUGGUACAACACGCGUUAUAGGUAAUUCAAACCUCGAAAGCCAGGAAUUGAAGAAGUGUGGAGUAGAACAGCGGUAAGCUGAAAUGCAGUUUUUCUAAAGAGGUAUGCUAUGCUGAAACGAGUUUUGCGUUAAACUUUGAAGACUCCAUUUGAGGAAACCAGUUGCUCAUUCAUCAUUUGGUAUAAAAGAACAGAUUAAAACUUAUGGGCUGAACGCUGGCAUUCUUGGUUCAUUCCGGCAUUGUCUGACUUGUUUGUGUUACAGUGUGGUGGGUCAUUACCUUAUGACUUUGCUGAUAUUUACCUGCCAACCAUGGAAAGUGUUUUCUUAGUCCUGGACGUCAUCAAAUUUGCACUGGAUAUAACAUUGUUCUUACUUGAUGUGAACUUUUGGAUUGUUUCAUCUUUUGUAAAUAUUAUUUUGCGAUUAAUAGCAAUUGUUUAUCAUUUUCCAUCGACUGUGCUUUCAGGUUUGGCAUACUGUGGUAAUACAGUAUUAUUAUCUAUGGCUACGGUGGCAGAUAUGGCCUUCAGGGUGGUUCACAACUCAUUACAAACUCUGACAAACGCAUAUGGCGUAGUUGCUGAAAGUUUCAAGGUGUUUGGACACUUGUCUUCUUAUGUGGCUGUGAGGAGUAAAGAGCUAAUGAGCAGAGGAGUAUUAACUAUUGCCUUGUCAGGCCAGUCAUUGGUUCGCCAGGCUUGUGACCUGUUUGGAAUUGUGUUAAGUCUCCUUGCUUAUUUUAUCAACACUGUCAUUAAUGUGUGUUUGAUUGGAACCCAAAACCUGCUUUCAUCGUUGCUGACUUUCUGGGAUGUUAUCUUACUGACUUUGUUGAGAACGUCAGAUUUUGUUAGUGCUUUCCUUUCUCACCUUUCCAGUGGUGCUGUUGCUGUGAUCAUCCUCCUUUGGACUCCAUGCCAAAUAACAAUUGACUUUUUGUUCCCUGUGAUCAGAUGUCUUUUAAAUUUAGUGCUGCUGAAUUUGUAUGGGUUAGUGUUGAUGGUAUUGAUACUAACCAUCAGCACUUUAUACUUAAACCCUGAAUUCUCAGCGAGAGUAUUGGACCGCCUAACAGAAUACAUGAACAGUGUGCCUUCUUUGCAGCGUAUUUGGAGGGAUGUUUGCCAGGUUUUUCGAGUUGCCUUGAGAAUUGUGGAAGCCAUGUUGAACACUGAGACCUGGCAAAGUUUAUCAAGGAGGAGAUACCAAAGGCGAAGCAGACAUACAGGAACAGAGAGAAAUGACAACCAGAUGGUCAUUCCUAUUGCUCGACAGGCUACAGCGGCUGAAGGGGAGCAAGCAUAUAAUCAAGUUGGAGGAAAUGGACUGGGUGGUGAACUGCAUCCAAAUCAGUCAGUAAAUCCUCAUAGUGUUCCAGCCCAUUCGCAAGGCAGCAGGAGUAAUUCUGGGGACCAUUCUGCUCAGAUACCUUCUACCUCACGUCCGUCUUCUAAACCUGGGUCUAAAUCUGAUGCAGUAGAUCGGAGCAGUGAAGCUGCCCCUCAGGAAGAGCUUUGGUCACUUUUGAAGGAACAAGAAGAGCGGAAAAAAUGUGUUAUUUGCCAGGAUCAGGUGAAAACUGUGUUGCUUUUGCCCUGCCGUCAUCUUUGCCUUUGUGGUGAUUGCAAAGAUCUUCUGAUGAGGCAGCCAAUAUACCAGCACAAUUGUCCACUCUGCAGACACCUUAUUUUGCAAACUUUGGAUGUGUAUCUGUAGUAUAUAUGUCAUGCCUUUUGGGUUUUUCUGCCAGGAAACCUAGAAUUAGGUAAUUUGAGCAGAUGUAUCCAUGUAAGCUACCUGGUUUUGAAAGCUGUGAUGCAGGUAUGAGGCAGUUUCAUGUAGUAGGAGUUUACCAUUUGUACACCCUUUGCAGGCUUGCAGAUAGCCUGGAAAAUGCAGAUGUGCAUUUUAGAUAUUUUCAAAAAUAAACAAAUGUAACACCUGAAAUUGUAUUUGUAGAUUUCUGACAGGCUAUCAACAGUGUACAUCGUAUAUUAAAGUGUUAUGUUUUAUGUAUUUUUAAGCUAUGCAUUCUAUGCUUAACAUUUUAACAGCUUCAUCACAAUGGGUCAUGAUGUUGAGAUGUUAAACCCUUGAACCUCAGCAGUCUGUGUAAACAUUUGUAAAGUGCAUGUACUGCAUAGCAUUUUCUUAUGUGCAGAGGCUGUCUAUAAUUUGACAUUCAGAGCAAGCUUAAGUAUUAACAUUUUAAUGUAUGUAUAUAUAUUUUUUUAUUUUGCUGCAGUUUGGCUUUUGUGGCCUUAUUGUGCAAUUCUUAUGUUCCAUUUACAGCCUUGCUACAUCUGCAGGAGUUGGGCCCUUUAUUUAAAUUGUGACGAGGAGGACUUAACAUUUCUGUCGUUUGGUAAAAUUGAAACUACAUGUAUCGAUUAGUUCAUUCUAGGAUUAAUGAUGCCUUGCUACUUGAUCCUGUGGUUUACUUGUUUUGAUGGUUAAAAGGAUGUAAAUCGAAGGUUGUGGUAUGCUGGGAGGUGUUUGGGGAAUGUAUUAUGAAUGCCUGUAGUGUGUCUCGUUCAUCGCCUAAAAUUAUGCAGCCAUAAUAUGACUACAAGGUAGUAGAGAACGUCUUUUAAGCUAAACACUGUGGACUGAGAGUGGCUUCAACCAUGAAGCUAGUGAAAUACAGAACUGAUUUUUACAUGCUUACAUUUGAAGAUGAAAAUGUUAGCUUAUAACAUAUAGAAGCCAAAUACAAGUUGGGAAUGUAUGGAUAAUGUGUUGGAAAGGACCAGUUUGCUCUUCAAUGGCACCCUUCCAUUUUAUUGUAUUGUGUUUUUUGGUUUUGUAAAGUAGGGAUACAAGUCACCCAGCUUGCACUUUCCCUGCAGUGCUUAUUGUUGUCAUGCUAAGAAAAGCUAACACAUUGAUUCUUUUUUUUUCUCUCCCCUGGUUUUUGUCUUCAUUGCAUGCCGAUCGACAGCCUUUCCAUUUUGGUCUCGCUACCUUGUUUAUUUCCCGUACUCGGGCCACUCACCCCCACAUUACCCCAUUGGGGUGAUCCCGAGUCUCCACCAGAGAUUAAUAAACUUGCACUGUACUCAAGUGCCCAGUUUGGGUGGGGCUUCGUCCAAAUUGUAAGUGGUGGUAAAUGAUUUUUAUUCUCCUCCUUGGCUUGGCAGCUCCCACAUGGCCGCCUGACUAGUGUGGUCCUAAAGUGCCCCCUUAAUGAUCAUGCAGGCAUCUUUGUUGGCUGUUGUGCUUGUACAGCUUAGUGGGUGGGCACAUCUCUGCCUGUAAUGCUGCAAGCUGAGACACCCACUUCCUCUUGAUGUUGGACAUGUAGUGUUGGCAUGUCUUCCUCUCCUAAGAUCAAUGAGCAUGAUUUUUGGCCACUCAUGCCUGUGCUCUUCAGUGCAUCAGCCACUGCUCAUACCUGUGACAUCUUGGUUUUAGUCAUGGCUUUUAAACUACAUAGGUGGUAGAGAAUUUGGUCUAAAUUGACUUUUUCUGUAUGAAUGGUUAAAUUAGUGUGAAUUACCAAAAAAUAAUGGGUGGAACAAUACAUCAACCACAUGGCUUUUAAGCAAAAGUGUGUUGACACAUUUUUCACUUUGUACAGGGAUUAUUGAAAAGGUUGUGUGGUCUUACUUCCUUAAAAUGAUCCUUUUUACUCUUUCAUUAUUGUGUGUUCCAAACACAUGACUUGAAAAUGAAAUACCAAUCCCCCCCCCCCCCCCAAACCUGGGAUCCCCAAAGAAUUUUGUAACAGGAAGUGUCGGACUGGAGAGGCCAAAUUUUAUGACACUUAUGUGAGUAGUGGUUAGGUUUUUAGAAGGGAUAUAACAUUUUACAGUUGUAUUCUGAGAGGCUGAGGUCUCUGUUUAGAUAACUGCAUAAGUUAAUAUUUAUUCCUUACCAAAAACGACUUGAAGCAAAAUGUAACCAAAGUGUACCACUUAACUUUUGCAGUAUAUUGUUUGGUGCUAGCCCAUUAUUUUGAUGCACCUUGAAUUCCUCUAACAUUGUGAGUGCCAGAAUUCUAGCUGAGUGGGAAGGGAUUGAGCGUCUUAGGGCAGGCUGAAGAAAAUUUUCACUUUUAUAUAAGUUUAACCAGUUGUUUCACUGAUUAAUUUAGUUUGGUAUAUUUUAUACUUGUGCAUGUGUAGCUUAAUCUGCCUGGGAGGACUGCUUGAUGGGUGAUAUCAGCAAAAAGGCGACAAUGGAAUAAGAGACAGCAGCCUGGUCGGCGGGAGAGCACAAAGUGUUAGGUCUGUUUCAGAUGUUUACUUAUGGAAAAAUACAGAAUUUUUAAUGCCAAGCUGGGCAGUGUAGUUGCUACAGUCAUUCAGCUAUUGCUGCUUGCAUAAUUUUAAACUCAACACUAACAGUAGAAAAGCUUUGAUGUAUUUACAUAGUGGCCCAUAGUCCACCUUACAUUCAUUUGUUCUAUUUAGGAAAUUAAUUUGUUUUUGUUUAUUUUAUUAAUCUGUACAGUGUUAAAUUCUGGGCUGUCUUGCUGUUGUAGGCAACAAGUCCAGUGAAUUUUGUUUCUUUAUUAUUUUUUUAACUGACAGAUAAUGUCUUAAGUUUUGUAUGUUUUCAGUCUUUUAAUUAAGAAAAACACUUGUAUGUUUUCAGUCUUUUUUUAAUUAAGAAAAACACUUGCAUUCCAUACUGUAUCUUUUUUUUUUUUCCAGAGUGACUAGCAUUGCUCACUUUGCAGUAUUUUUGAGACGUGGUGUUUGUGUGUCUAACCUGUUGUGUAGUGAAAGAGCGGUGAUGCUUUGGUACAAAAUUAACUUUAACAUUUAUUUGCAUUUCUGGAGACCAUGUUGGAGGAUAUUAAAGGUCAUUCCACUCUUUUGUGUUUUUCUGCAGUAUGUUCCAUGUUACAUACUGUUUUUCUAAAUGUUACAACUACAUGUUCUUGAUGAUGAAACAGAAAAACAUCUACAGUAUUUGUAAUGGGGACUGUCCCCCCCAAUCCUUUUUCUUGGUAGAAUGAAGAGCUGAACAAAAUAAAAUCCUGUUUAUCAGAUUAUAA
Protopterus annectens (West African lungfish) is the source of this 5303-nucleotide messenger RNA. RefSeq names its product ring finger protein 26 (gene RNF26). Gene Ontology annotation, molecular function: ubiquitin protein ligase activity. The record is from RefSeq and is a predicted model, not a curated record. Lineage: Eukaryota; Metazoa; Chordata; Ceratodontiformes; Protopteridae. The transcript has a single exon. The coding region runs from base 608 to 2014 and encodes 468 amino acids. Gene Ontology annotation, biological process: ubiquitin-dependent protein catabolic process; protein ubiquitination.